Dujonia railenensis is the source of this 3534-nucleotide messenger RNA. The record is from the annotation of a GenBank genome assembly. Lineage: Eukaryota; Fungi; Ascomycota; Pichiomycetes; Serinales; Debaryomycetaceae.
AUGGUAGAUGUUAAUUCGUAUCUCUCUAUAUCUGGUAUGACCUGUGGCGCAUGUUCAUCCUCCAUAACUGAGCAGUUGAAUAAAAUCGAUGGGGUGAGAAGUGUAAGUGUUUCGUUGAUCACUGAAGAGGCCAAAGUCAUGCAUGAUUCUAGCAUACCCAGUUCUAAAUUGAUAGAAAGUAUAGAAGAUUGUGGAUUCGAUGCAAAGUUGAUCAGAACAGAGACAAACAGCACAGCUUCGUCUUCCUCAUCUUCAUCUGCCGCUUCUUCUUCAACUUCUUGGCCGUCUUCGGCGUCUUCCACUUCUCUGUUGUCUACAUCCAAAUUCAGCAUAAGCGGCAUGACGUGUGGAGCCUGCUCCGCUUCCAUAACAGAAGCAAUUGAGAAACUUUCCGGAGUUGAACUGGUCUCGGUCUCCUUGAUCACAGAGGAAGGGCUAGUCAAGCAUAGCCCAUCCCUCUCAACAGAUGAAAUCACGGAGGCAAUAGAAGGCUGUGGGUUUGAAGCAAAGUUGAUCUCCACUACAUCCCAGUCAUCUAAUGUAUCCACUAAGAUUGCUGUGCAGGGAAUGACAUGUGGAGCAUGCUCUGCCUCCAUAACCGAAGCAUUGGAACAGAAAGCGCACGUACUAAAGGCAUCUGUUUCCUUAGUUACUGAAGAAGCAUUGAUAAUACAUGAGCAAGACUUAACAGCUGAUGAAAUUAUACAGACAAUAGAGGACUGUGGAUUUGAUGCUAAGUUGAUUACUAGCUCUGGGAUCACUUCUAGCUCAUCCCACUCAGAUGUUGUCCGUGACGAAGAAGUUUCGCUACAAAUUUUCGGUGUCACUGACCAUUCAGAUUUGGUUGAGCUUCAGUACAACAUCGAGGCAAGACUUAAUGGAUUCGUUGGAAUCAAAAACUUCAAAAUUAGGUUUAAUGUGUCGAUCAAUAGCGAAAAUGCAGUAUUGUUGACGGAAGCACUUUCCCCUUCAACCUCUAACUCUGCUUCUGCAGCUCAUUUGAUCCCUGAUUAUCAUAAUACUGAAUUCGAUAACAUAAUAGAUGAACUCUUCAUAGUGUACUCGCCAACUUUGAUUGGGAUUAGAGAUAUUGUUGAUGAAUUGAAUUCGAUAGAUGAGCAGUACCUGUUUGUCACCAUAAACUCAGUGGACCAAGCAUCGACUUCACAAUUGAAAUUACUUUCCAGAGUAAAGGAUAUUGAAUUCUGGAGAUCAAAUUUCUUCAAAUCUAUAAUGUUUGGAUUUCCGGUCAUCGUUAUGUCAUACACACAAGGCUGGUCCUUCUGGUCCAACUUGAAAAUAUUGCCUGGUUUGUAUUUGGUAUCAUUAUUGCAAUUUGUUUUAGCUAGCCAUGUUCAAUUUAAUCUUGGUAAGACAUUCAUAAAGAAAUUUAUUCUUUUCGUGAAGAAUGGUUUUAAAAACGCAACCAUGGAUGUAUUGGUUUGCAUAUCAACUUCUAUCUCAUUCUCCUUUUCAGUCUUUUCCAUCAUUUUGUCUGUUUGGUAUGGUCAAAGUGAAAAGCCUCCCAAGUUAUUAUUUGAGACUAGUUGUAUGUUGAUUACGUUCAUUUCCAUGGGUAAAUGGCUUGAAAAUAAAGCCAAGGGUGCCACCUCUUCAGCAUUAUCCAGAUUGUUAUCUUUAACUCCUACAAAUUGUACAAUUAUUGAAGAUCUUGGCAAAUACAACCAAUUAUUGAAGGAAUCAGAUGAUAGAAAUUCCAUCAGUGAUUUACCUACUAGAAGUAUAGGUAUAGAUUUAAUUCAAACUGGCGAUAUAGCUGUUAUUUUGCCAGGUGGUAAAAUACCUGCAGACGGUAAAAUUGUACUUGGCGAAACAGAAAUUGAUGAGUCCUUCCUUACAGGUGAGUCUUUGCCAGUCUUCAAGAGCAUUGGUGAUGAUGUUAUUGGUGGAAGUGUAAAUGGAGCAGGCUUAAUUCACAUAGAAGUAAUUCAUACUGGUAAAAACUCACAAUUACAGCAAAUCAUUAAUUUGGUUAAAGAUUCCCAGAUAAACAAUGCACCAAUCCAAGGUUUUGCUGACUAUGUUGCAUCUAGAUUCGUUCCAUCUGUCUUAAUAUUGGCCACCAUAACCUUUUCCGUUUGGACUAUGCUCUGCUUCUAUUUACAUUCUGAUAAGUUGCCUGGAGUUUUCAGUAAAGAAGAAAAUGGAAAGUUUUUUGUUUGCUUAAAGUUGGCCAUAUCUGUUGUAGUAGUUGCAUGUCCAUGUGCACUUGGUUUAGCAGCACCAACUGCCAUGAUGGUCGGAACAGGUGUUGGAGCAUCUCAUGGAGUGUUGAUAAAGGGUGGUGAUGUUUUAGAGAAAGCAAGUGGUAUUAAUAUCAUAUUGUUUGAUAAAACAGGUACUUUAACUACGGGAGGUAUGACAUUAACGAACUAUAAAAAUGCUUCAGAUUCAAUUAAUGAAGAUGUGUGGUGGAGUUUGAUUGGAUCUGUUGAGAACAAUUCAGAGCAUCCUAUUGGUAAGGCUCUUGUUAGAGAAGCCAAACUGAAAUUGGGUCUUUCAUUUGAGGAUGAUUCGUUUGAAUCAUCAAUUCAAAACUUCAAAGUUAUGUCAGGAUUGGGUUUAAAAAGUUCAGUAACUUUGUCUAACGGUAAAUCUUAUGAUGUAUGCAUUGGAAACGAAAGGAUGAUGAUGCAAGAGUUCAAAGAGAACAAAUUCAGUUUCAGCAAAGAGGACAUUAAGACUCCUCAAUCUACAGAUACUUUUGCCUUCAUCAUUAUAGAUGGCUCGUACGGUGGUUAUGUAUCUUUAUCAGAUAAAAUCAAGCCAAAUGCAAGAGAAGUGAUCGAUUACUUACAGUAUGAUCAAAAUUACAUUGUUGGUAUGGUAACUGGAGAUAACGUAUAUGCAGCCAAGAAGAUUGGAAAGGAGGUAGGAAUUCCUGAAUGUAAUAUUUUCAGUGAAGUUUCCCCAAUUAACAAGGAUAAAGUUAUUUUGGAAUUAAAAGAGAGAUUUGGAGGAGAUGAAAACGUUAGUAUAGCUUUCGUUGGUGACGGAAUUAAUGAUGCGCCUGCCUUAGCUCAAGCCGAUGUGGGGAUGGCUAUAAGCUCAGGCUCUGAUAUUGCGAUUGAAUCUGCUGAUAUUGUGUUGAUUGGGGGUAACUCUAGCAAGCAAAGUGAUCUCCAUGGAGUCUCUGUUGCUUUGAGUAUAUCCAAAGCAACCUUUCAAAGAAUCAAAAUCAACUUUUUAUGGGCUGCAAUUUAUAAUAUGAUCAUGCUACCAUUUGCAAUGGGAUGCUUUUUGAGCUUUAAUUUGAUGUUACCCCCAAUCGCCGCAGCUGGUUCCAUGGCUUUGAGCUCUGUCAGUGUUGUAAUUAGCUCGUUGUAUCUCAAGAAAUGGAAGCCACCUGUUAUUGGGUAUGGACUUACUGCUAAAGAGGAAGAUGUGGGUGCUCCCUUCAGUUUGAAAACUUCCACAUUGGAAGAAUUUAAUAGGAAUAAGAAUCAGCAUAGAUUUUGGCAAGUUCUUAAGAGAAGGCCAUCAGAAGAGCCACAUGGCUAUCAAAUGUUGUAA